AUGGGUAGUACAAUUCCUGUUAUACAAAACACUGAAAAUGAUGUCAAAGCGAUUGCACAACAGUUUGUACAAACAAUCGAUAAUACAAAUCAAGGCUACAUUACUCAACAACAAUUUAUCACAGGUAUCCAACGACAUUUUCCUGCAGAUCAAUUAGAUGAAGUAUUAAAAUUUGAAAUUAUUCCAUCGCAUGUAUUAGAUGCGGUUAACAUACUCCCAAGUCUUCAAGGAUCAGCGAGUAAUUUACGCGACCAAAACGCGGUAAUGUCGGAAGACUAUGGUAUGAGCGAUGUGGUUAGCGAUGAUCAGAUACAUCAAAUAGCUGGUCAUGCCGCACGCAAAAAUUGGCAAAAAUUAGCACUUUGUCUUGGGUUUCUAGAAUAUGAUAUUGAAUCCUAUAGAGUGCAAAACAACAAUGAUCCAACUCAAACAAUGUAUGCAUUAUUGAGCGUUUGGCGAGAACAAGAGCAAUAUUUGGCAACUAAAAAUCGUUUAAAACAUUGUUUACAAGAAAGUGGAAUGACUGACUUAAUUUAUCUUUUGAACUAG
This is a messenger RNA of Didymodactylos carnosus, 549 nucleotides long. NCBI's taxonomy places the organism in Eukaryota, Metazoa, Rotifera, Eurotatoria, Philodinida, Philodinidae. The record is from the annotation of a GenBank genome assembly.